Equus caballus (horse) is the source of this 3405-nucleotide messenger RNA. Lineage: Eukaryota; Metazoa; Chordata; Mammalia; Perissodactyla; Equidae. The record is from RefSeq and is a predicted model, not a curated record.
UGAUAGGCUAUUUUAGAGAAGGAAGCUUUAGUGCCAUAUUGGGGUUAUAAGUCAAAUGGCAUUGGGUAAAGAUUAAGAGGGUGGUGAGAGGAUAGAUGAAGAGAGAGCACAUCCUUCCUUUUGUGAACCCAAGGUGAAACGGGAAGACACAGUUGAGCACAUUUAUACACUAAGGAAAAGGAGCCAACAGAGAGGAAGAGUUUGAAAUUACUAGAGUGACACAUUAACGGGGAGAGGUACUCACAGGGAAGAGAAGGUUAGGGUCUAGUGCACAGAUGGAGGGCUAAGCCUUGAAUAGGAAGGAGAGGGAAAAGAUGAGGCAAAUAUAAAUAAAUUGGUAGGUGGCAGAGUGAGGGUAGGGAGAUUAAGGGAAAGAACAAUAGAUGAUUUUUUUUGUUCUUCUCCUUGAGCCAGGAGUCAGGAAAUCACAAUCACCUGAUGAUGGGGACCAAGGUGGAGUAGGGCAGCCAUGCAGUGAUUCAAAGGAUGGUAUGGGCAGCCAAAUUCUAGCUCCACCAUUCACUAGCCAGGCGACUUUGCAUGGGGGAACUAUUUAAACUCUCGAAGCUCUGUUGGCUCACCUAUCAGUAAAAUGGGGGAAAUGACCAGUUAUCUCACACUGUGGUGACUGAGGUAGUGUCCAUGCAGUCCUUAGCACAGAGCCCCCCUGACUGAUCUCUGUCUCCAUUCUCCAACCCUCCUCCUCCCUUCCCUACCCGUCUUCCACAACACUGCAAGAGGGAGCUACCUAAAGUGCUAACUUUACCAUGCCAUUCUCUUAUUACAAAUCCGUCAGUGUCUCUUCUUGCUCAACAUAAAUUUUAAACUCCCCAGAGUAGCGCUCAAAGACCUCAGUGAUUUGGCCCCUCCCUUACUGCCUGGCAUUAUUUUCUACCAUGUCCUCUUUGCUGUGGUAACCCUGAAUCAUCAUAAUUUUCCUCCAAACUCCGUGUCCUUUCAAUCUCUGUGACUUUUCUCAUGGUCUUCCCUCUUCACAUAACUUUACAUGGCAAGCUAUUACUUAUUCUUCGAGGUUCAACUCAGGGUGGCACUUUGAGAAAACUUUUUCUGAAUUCCUAGGAAGCUCACCGUGUUUCCACAGCUCCCUGUGUUUAAAUUUUUCUCCUCAUUAUCUGUGUUAUAUAGAUAGAUAUUUUGCUUAAUUUUCUGUCUCCUCCCAAGUAGGUCCUCCAGAAGCCAUGGGAGGUGCUCAGUGAGGUUUGUUAAAUUGCUAGUCAGCUCAGUUACCAUUUUCCUUUUGAGAUGCAGAUCACAUUCUGAUGGUCAAAGUGGAACCUGCAGGAUCGGUUAUUCACAGCUCUUAACUGUUUACAACAACCCAAGACUAAGAUCUAUGGUGUUAAAGAGCUGGAACAACUCUUUUACAGAUGAUCUAAUCCACCUUCUCCCCAACUUAAGUUUUAAAGUGAUAAGAAAGAGACCCAGAGCAAGGAAGUAAUUUUACUGAGAUCACAUAGCAAGUAGGUGAAUGGCAAGAUGUUCUAACCCAUGUUUCCUGACUUCCUGACCAGGAUGCUAUCACUGCUCAUCCAGUAGAAAAACCUCCCCUACUCCAACUCUAUUCACCUUUUUUGUAAGAGAGAAGAGGUGAUUGCCAAAUCCUAUACACCAACACUCAGGUGUUUUGUUCUGGGCAUGGCAACCCCCAACCACACUGGUACCAGUCACUCGCUCUUCAUUCUUCUGGGCAUUCCUGGCCUGGAAGACCAGCAUACAUGGAUCUCUCUCCCAUUCUUUAUUUCCUACCUUGUUGCUGUCCUUGGGAAUAGCCUCCUUGUCUUCAUCAUCAUCACUGAACGCAGCCUCCAUGAACCCAUGUACCUCUUUCUCUGCAUGCUGGCUGUGGCUGACCUGAUCCUGUCCACUACCACUGUGCCCAAAGCCCUGGCCAUAUUCUGGUUCCACGCUGGGGAGAUCUCCCUUGAUGGCUGUGUCACCCAAAUCUUCUUCAUCCAUGCCACCUUCAUUGCUGAAUCAGGGAUUCUGUUGGCCAUGGCAUUUGACCGCUAUGUGGCCAUCUGUGACCCACUGCACUAUAGCACAGUGCUCAGUCAUACAGUAAUCAUAAAAGUUGGCUUGGCUGUGGUCCUGAGAAGCUUCUCUGUGAUACUCCCAGAUGUGUUCUUGGUGAAGAGACUGCCUUUCUGCCGUAGCAAUGUGCUACCACAUACCUACUGUGAGCACAUGGCUGUUGCCAAGUUUGCUUGUGCUGAUAUUCGUGUCAAUGUCUGGUAUGGCUUGUCUGUCCUUCUCUCUACUGUAGUGCUAGAUGCCCUGCUCAUCUUGGUUUCCUACACCCUCAUCCUCAAUGCAGUCUUCCGCCUUCCAUCCCGAGGAGCUCGGCAAAAGGCCCUGGGCACGUGUGGCUCCCACCUUGGGGUCAUUUCCAUGUUCUACUUGCCUGGCAUUUUUACUAUAAUUACCCAGCGGUUUGGGCAACAUGUUCCUCUCCAUACUCACAUUCUAUUGGCCAAUGUCUGCAUGUUAGCCCCCCCCAUGCUGAACCCCAUCAUUUAUGGGGUCAAGACCAGGCAGAUUCGAGAACGUGUGGUGAGUACUUUGUCUUCAUAGUGGAAACACUGCUGAGUUUGUGUGACUGAUCAGGUGGUAUGUUUACCAAUGUAGGCUCUCACAUUUUCUUUGCCCACUUUGUAGAUUUAUGAACUAAGGGUUCUGCUGACUGUGAACAAAGUGAUUUGUCAUGAUUUUGAUAGACUGCCAUGUUACCUUGAGAAAAGUAGUAUUUAGAAAAGAGUUUUUGGAUCAGAAUUAGAUUUGAAUCCUGGCUUCACCAAAAAUGAUGUGUUUGACCUUGGGGAAGUUACUUAUUCUCUUAGAGACUCUUCUUAGCACAUGUAUAGGGUCCCUAUCAUCAAACCAGGCUAAAUCAUAUUGAACAAUGAGAAUUAUUUCCUAUAAUGAACUUAUCUGGGACGUUGUAGUUAAAACAGCUAGAAAGAAUAUAUGUUAAUUUAAUCAUAUAUGCAAUCGAUAGUAAAAAGAAAACCGCUUUGUAUUAGAAAUGGGACCAACGGAACAGAAUAUAGAGAGCACAGAAAUAAACUCAUGCAUAUAAGGUCAACUAAUCUUUGAUGAGGGUGUCAAAGAAUACAAAAUGAUAGUCUUUUGUCCACAUGCAAAAGAAAAUGGAUUCAUCUUACACCAUAUAUAAAAAUUAACUAGAAAUGAAUUAAUGACUUAAUAAGACCUGAAACUGUAAAACUCCUAGAAGAAAACACAGGGAAAAGCUCCUUGACAUUUGUCUUGGUAAUGAUUCUUUUGGAUAUCACACCAAAAGCACAAGUAAUAAAAGCAAAAUAAACAAGUGGGACUACAGCAAACUAAAAAGCUUCUGCACAGCAAAGGAAAUCAUCAACAAAACGA